Molecule: messenger RNA, 1766 nt
Organism: Anguilla anguilla (European eel)
Lineage: Eukaryota; Metazoa; Chordata; Actinopteri; Anguilliformes; Anguillidae
Product: tubulin alpha chain
Exons: 4
Coding region: 149-1504 (451 amino acids)
Biological process (GO): microtubule cytoskeleton organization; mitotic cell cycle
Cellular component (GO): cytoplasm; microtubule
Molecular function (GO): structural constituent of cytoskeleton; GTP binding
Source: RefSeq, a predicted model, not a curated record
GGCGGCAGCUCCGUCGUAUACCUUAUAUACUAGGAUUAGCUCCCCCUCCGGUCGCAGUUACUCGCACCGACUCUUCGCCGUCUGGACGAGUAGCGUAAUUUCUCUGCUUAUUUUCACAGCUCAUCAUCAUCAUCUCCAAGCAAUCAGAAUGCGUGAGUGUAUCUCCAUCCACGUGGGCCAGGCUGGUGUCCAGAUUGGCAAUGCAUGCUGGGAGCUCUACUGCCUGGAGCACGGCAUCCAGCCGGAUGGACAGAUGCCCAGUGACAAGACCAUCGGAGGAGGGGACGACUCCUUCAACACCUUCUUCAGUGAGACAGGAGCAGGCAAGCACGUCCCCAGGGCUGUGUUUGUGGAUCUGGAGCCCACUGUAAUAGAUGAGGUGCGCACUGGGACUUACCGCCAGCUGUUCCAUCCUGAGCAGCUCAUCACUGGAAAAGAAGAUGCUGCCAACAACUACGCUCGCGGCCACUACACCAUCGGCAAAGAGAUCAUCGACCUGGUGCUGGACAGGAUCCGCAAACUGGCUGACCAGUGCACAGGCCUCCAGGGCUUCCUGGUCUUCCACAGCUUUGGAGGUGGUACCGGCUCUGGUUUCACCUCCCUGCUGAUGGAACGCCUGUCUGUUGACUACGGCAAGAAAUCCAAGCUGGAGUUCUCCAUCUAUCCAGCUCCCCAGGUGUCCACAGCUGUGGUGGAGCCCUACAACUCCAUCUUGACCACCCACACCACCCUAGAGCACUCUGACUGUGCCUUCAUGGUUGACAAUGAGGCCAUCUAUGACAUCUGCCGUAGAAACCUUGAUAUCGAGCGCCCCACCUACACCAACCUCAACCGGCUCAUUAGCCAGAUUGUAUCUUCCAUCACAGCCUCCCUCAGAUUUGAUGGUGCCCUCAAUGUUGAUCUGACAGAGUUCCAGACCAACUUGGUGCCCUAUCCCCGAAUCCACUUCCCUCUGGCUACUUAUGCCCCCGUUAUCUCUGCUGAGAAGGCUUACCAUGAGCAGCUUUCUGUGUCUGAGAUCACCAAUGCCUGCUUUGAGCCAGCUAAUCAGAUGGUCAAAUGCGACCCUCGUCAUGGCAAGUACAUGGCCUGCUGCCUGCUGUACCGUGGUGACGUGGUGCCCAAAGACGUAAACGCUGCCAUCGCCACCAUCAAGACCAAGCGUACCAUCCAGUUUGUGGACUGGUGCCCCACUGGUUUCAAGGUUGGCAUCAACUACCAGCCCCCCACCGUGGUUCCUGGUGGAGACCUGGCUAAGGUUCAGAGAGCGGUGUGCAUGCUGAGCAACACCACCGCCAUCGCCGAGGCCUGGGCCCGCCUUGACCACAAGUUUGAUCUGAUGUACGCCAAGCGCGCGUUUGUGCACUGGUACGUGGGGGAGGGUAUGGAGGAGGGAGAGUUCUCAGAGGCCAGAGAAGACAUGGCCGCCCUGGAGAAGGAUUAUGAGGAGGUGGGCGUCGACUCCAUCGAAGGUGAAGGAGAAGAGGAGGGAGAGGAGUACUAAAGGUGGCACACCUAUGUGGAAAAAACUCACUCUACUAUCUCAUCCUAUCCAUGUGUGAAUCUAGUGACGUUUGUGGCAAGUGGGAGGUGUCUCUUGCCCCCAUGGCAGGAAGGCAGGCUCUUUGCAAUCACAUAGUAAGAAUCUUUAAAAGAUUGACUGUUCUAUAGUUGUCAGAUCUGUGAUCAUGAUAUUUGAUUUAAUUUCAUGUUUUGACACAUUAUUUAUUUUCCAUCCCAUGCAAUAAAUACGUUUUAAAAAAUAA